GUACCAUUAAGUUCAAUCCGUGAUGAACGUUUUUUGGCGCACUUGAGUUUUUGAGUCUUUCCCGAAGCUCACACAGGUAGAAAGUCAAAUACGACAUGACGUCAAAAAUCGAACUUAAUGGCUAAUGCAUGAACUAUUGAACGCAAAUGACACAAUAAAAAAUCAGCAUCAAGGUACAGUGGACUAAAAUAUCCAAGUGUAUCCCAGUAUAUUCCUUAAAAUCCUCGUGCUAGCAAUGGACUUGUAAAUGUUCUAGAGGCAUUCCAAGAAAGACAACAGCAAAAAGAUGAGGGGAACGGAAUAACCAAUGCGUCAUUCUUAUUGGCCUUCCCGUCGUCCGUAAAGUCCAAUUCUCGAUUCAACCACCGAGCAACGCACCAAGGAGUGGUGCAUUGUAUUCGAUUAACAAGGCCAUGAGGCAUUCGAAAGGAAAGUCUAUCACUACCUGGGUCCUUUUCACAGAUUGAUCCCGUCGAGUCGUGUGUUCCACAUACUCACACUGUGGCCUUGAAACCAUGGCAUCUCGUUAAUUUAUGAUUUCCAACUUUCUCCCUUGGACGCGGAGAUCCCCUCCAAUACACAAAGCCGAAACGAACUGAGUGAAUCUGAUUCUAAGCAUACCCAAAUCCAAUUCCCGGAGCAUGACAGGCUUGAUGUGGACCCAUGUGGAGGCGAUUGUUCCGGUGUAGUAUGUCUUAUUCGCCAGAUUUCGAGGACGACACCGACCAGAGCUCUUCAUCGUCUCCAUCCUCCACAUCCAGCCAGCCUUCGUCGAGCUCGCUCGACGACUCAGACCAGAUCAUUAGUUACAAUGACAAGGCCGAAGAAAAGGCCCCCUCGGGGAGCCGACGAGACCAGCAUGACCGCCGUGAUGAGUCGACCUCGAGACCGAGGCUCAUACGGCAAGACACCUUCACUGUCAAAGAAGGCGAGGAGUUCAUUCCCCAAUCCAACCGGACCCGACCUGUGACUCCGAACAUUCGGAGUCAGGCCGGGAUCCGGAACAUUUUGGGUGGGACCAAGGGGAACGCCAAUGCUUUGCCGGAUGAGAUCAAGAACUACCUGACCAAUCAUUUUCAGAUGAUCAAACAAGAAAACGAGGAUUUGCGACACUCACUCAAGCAGAAAUCGAAGCAAUUGGACCAAAUCGCGGACGAGCACCACAAAUGCCGAUACUUGGAGCGGGACCUCGGGAAAUGCGAGGACAAGCUCAAGCAGAUGUCCACGCAAUUGGAGAAGGAGAAGGCCAAGACCAAAAUGCUUACCCGGCAAAUGAAGGCCAAUGAGAAUGGGGACGGUGGGGGUGAUACUGGGAUCGUGUUUUAUGGGGUUCCCCCGCCGAAUAAGGCCAAUCAUGAAAGGACCACUCCCGAGUCCAACGAGUCGGACGACAACAAAAUGGAGAAGAAACUCCGGAUUCUCAAAGAACGCAUCGAAAGCCAAGAGCUGCAAAUACAACAUUUGAAACAGAUUCUUACCCGUGAGUUGGGAUCGUCCGAGGCCGUCGAGAAUGCCAUUCACAGUAAUCGAACCUCUUGGCAAGGUCGAGAAGAGCAAAUCCGCAAACUCGAGGAUGCAUUGGCCUCCAUGAAGACCUUGCUCCGAGAAUCCCGAUCGGCCACCUCCAAUCGAUCCGAAGCCGAGCAAGAUUGGCGGAUCCGCGAGGUUCGCGCCAAAUGUCAGAUGGCCGAAGUGGAACGGGAUCGAUUGAACGAAUACACCAAAGUCCUACUGAGUCGUUUGAAAACGGCAGAGGGUCGAGGAUCCAAAGCAGAGCAAGUCCUCCGCGAGGAACGACGAAAGAGUGCUCGAUUAGAACAUUUGCUGGAAAAGGCUCACAUCGAGAUUCGAGAUUCGGAUAGUGGGAAGAGCAGUAUCAGUUCCAGAAACGGUGCUUCACCCGCACAAAUAAUGAGACAUGGUGAAGAUCGCCAUGAGUUGGUGGAAGAAAUCGAGAUCUUGACUCGGGAGUUAUCGGAUGUUCGGUCUUUGCGAGAGCAAGACCUGGAAAUGUAUCAAAAACUCGCACUGGACACGAGAAAGGUCAUGGAAUCUAUGGCCCCGAUGAAUUAGAGUAACCAAUCGUGAACCUGUCAAGUACCGACUGUGAUUCUUUUUGUUGCUGAUUUGAAACUUAAUCGAACUAAUAUACGCACUUAUUUUGAACAAAAA
Molecule: messenger RNA, 2172 nt
Organism: Tigriopus californicus
Lineage: Eukaryota; Metazoa; Arthropoda; Copepoda; Harpacticoida; Harpacticidae
Product: coiled-coil domain-containing protein 13-like
Exons: 2
Coding region: 664-2073 (469 amino acids)
Source: RefSeq, a predicted model, not a curated record